Colius striatus (speckled mousebird) is the source of this 2411-nucleotide messenger RNA. Its product is annotated as keratin, type II cytoskeletal 75. The coding region runs from base 72 to 1496 and encodes 474 amino acids. Lineage: Eukaryota; Metazoa; Chordata; Aves; Coliiformes; Coliidae. Gene Ontology annotation, cellular component: keratin filament. The record is from RefSeq and is a predicted model, not a curated record. Gene Ontology annotation, biological process: intermediate filament organization; keratinization. Gene Ontology annotation, molecular function: structural constituent of skin epidermis. The transcript has 10 exons.
CGAUUGCACAGAAGUCGGUGGGCGUUAGGUCAGGAGGACUCACGGAGGGGUUUGGUCCCGCUUCUGCCGCUAUGUCUGUGAAGAGAAGCAGCUUCAGCUCCAUGUCCGUGUCCCGCAGCAGCGGUGGAGGUGUGGGACGCACCAACGGCGGCUUUGGCAGCAGGAGCCUUCACAAUGUGGGGGCAAGCAAGAGGAGCUCCGUGAGCAGAGUAUAUUCUUCUGCUAGACCAGGAUACAGCUACGGGUCAGGUAUUCAAGAGGUUACAGUCAACCAACAUCUCUUGGUACCCCUCAACUUGGAGUUUGACCCCAACAUGCAGAAAGUGCGGCAGGAGGAGAAGGACCAGAUCAAAUCCCUCAACAACAAAUUCGCCUCUUUCAUUGACAAGGUGCGGUUCCUAGAGCAACAAAAUAAAGUGCUGGAGACCAAAUGGAACCUCUUGAAAGACCAAAAAGUUGUGAAAAAUAACCUUGAACCCAUGUUUGAUGCAUACAUCAGCAACAUGAGGAGACAGCUCGAGGCUCUAGGAGGGGAUAGGCUGAGGCUCAGCUCAGAGCUGAAGGCUAUGCAAGAUGCUGUUGAAGACUUCAAGAUCAGGUAUGAAGAUGAGAUCAACAAGCGCACAGCUGCAGAGAAUGACUUUGUUAUGCUCAAGAAGGAUGCAGAUGCUGCCUACUUGAACAAGGUGGACCUGGAGACCAAGGUGGAUACACUGACAGAUGAGAUUAACUUCUUAAGAGCUCUCUAUGAAGCAGAGCUGGCUCAGAUGCAAUCACAGAUCUCUGACACCUCUGUGGUCCUGUCCAUGGACAACAACCGAAACCUGGACCUGAACAGCAUCAUCGCAGAGGUCAAGGCGCAGUACGAGGACAUCGCCAACCGCAGCCGGGCAGAGGCUGAGUCCUGGUACCAGAGCAAGUACGAGGAGCUGCAGCGCACGGCUGGCCAGCACGGGGACGACCUCCACAACACCAAGAUGGAGAUCUCAGAGAUGAACCGCAUGAUCCAGCGGCUCCACUCAGAAAUUGAUGGUGUAAAGAAGCAGUGCUCCAAUUUGCAGACAGCCAUCGCUGAUGCUGAGCAGCGUGGGGAGAUGGCCAUCAAGGAUGCCAAGGCCAAACUGGCUGAGCUGGAAGAUGCCCUGCAGAAGGCCAAGGCAGACCUGGCCCGGCAGCUCCGGGAGUACCAGGAGCUGAUGAACGUCAAGCUGGCCCUGGACAUCGAGAUUGCGACCUACAGGAAGCUGCUGGAGGGAGAGGAGAGCAGGCUGGCUGGAGAUGGUGUUGGUGCAGUGAAUAUUUCCGUGGUCUCAUCCGGGACCAGCUACGGAGGUGGGAACACAUUGGGGCUGGGAUCAGGCUUUGGCAACAGGCUGAGCAUGGGGGGGAGUGCUGCCAACCCCAGCAGUGUGAGUGGAUUUGGCCCUGGGGCAGGAAGCAGCUCGAGCAUGAGGUUUGUAUCGAAAAGCACCACCAAGAAGAGCUACCGGAGCUAAGCUGUGGUGGCAUCCAGCUCGCUCAGAGCAGAAGAGGUUGAGCACCACCUCCUGCUGCCAGCACAAAGUCUAUUAAAAUCACCCAAAGAAUCCUGCUUAUCACUUACCCACUGGGAGAAAACAUUCCCAGUGCUACUUACUGGCUUGGGAGAGAUGCCUCUCCAAUUAAUUCCUCUGCAUAAAGCCUCACCCAGCUGACCAGGAGCCCAGCAUCGCUUGUCAAUGAGUAAUCAGCCUUCCCAUUAACUGAUGCCAUCCUUAGAGCUCAGCUUGCAGCUUCUCAGGGCUUCCUUUUGCUCCAAUGCAAAUCCAGAGCAGAUGCAGGACUCAGUGUAGGUGAAAGCAGAACGUGUCCCUUCACCUGCUCAGGACAGAAAGCAGGAGGUGUGUUGAGACCACAGUCUCUCACGCUCCCUCCUCAUCAACCCUGCACUCCCCCACUGCUGAACUUGCUCUCCCCAAAGGCUUGGAGACUUGAAAAUGGAGCAUCUUUCAAUGUAGAGGCAAUUGUUCUCUUCCAGUCCCUCUUGUAUGGCUGUUGUUUCACCCAAGGGCUCUCUAGCUCCACCUAUGUCCACAGCUGAAAGGGGUCAGCUCCCUACGCUGCCCAAUCCCUCACCCACCUAGUUCAUGUCAUUUAAUCCAAAAGACCAUGUAACCUACAGGUUGCUAAACCUUGGCUGAGCAGCAAACCAUUCUGCUUUGCACCAGCCAGAGAGAGAGCUUCAAGUAGAGCUGAGGUUAAAAAUACAGGACAAACAAACCUGGGCAACAGCAGGCUUUGGUGUGAUAAACCUUCCACAACCUGGGAAAGCAUCUCAGGUGUAAUGCCUUUGUUCUGAGGUGGGUUUUUUUCCCCCCUCCUUCUCUAUGGAAGGGGGUAAAGAAGAAGGUUGGAGAAUUAUGUGCCCAAAU